This is a messenger RNA of Bombyx mori (domestic silkworm), 9844 nucleotides long. RefSeq lists its product as uncharacterized. The record is from RefSeq and is a predicted model, not a curated record. Lineage: Eukaryota; Metazoa; Arthropoda; Insecta; Lepidoptera; Bombycidae. Bases 3932 to 4834 code for a protein of 300 amino acids. The transcript is spliced from 7 exons.
GUGAACCUCGACCUGCAUUUGUGAAACGGCAAAGACUCACUAAUACUCACUAAUACUCACUAUUAUCAAGGAGAUUGAAGAGACGACUAAAAAUGAGAUGUGUCAUAUACCUUUGCCAUUUUGUAGUCAAGAUGUCCAGCCACUUGAAAAUAGGUGUAGUAAUGACAAAGCUAUCCAAGUAGCUCGAGCACAGGAACACAAAGGCAAGGCAAGUGUGUAUUGCCACAUCACCCCUUAAUAUAUCUGAAGCAAGUACAAGUAAACAAUCAGAUCCAGCAAAAAGAAAACUGUUGUUCCUGAGGACAAAUUUGACAGUGAUGAGUCAAAUGCACCAGCAACAGAAGGAUCAGCUGUUGACUAUGAGUUAUCUCUCUAUAUCUCCACUCCAUCAAAGACUUGUGCACUUCAGACUAUAGGUCUCAAGAAGACUACAAAAGUUGAAAAAAUGAAUCUGUUAACAACUUUAUCUAAAGUGAAAAAUAAACCACGUUUUUUUAUAUAUUGGACUUCCACAAGAAUUAUAUUUCAUAAUAGGCUUGAUUGAGAAACAUACAAAUGUUUCUGAACAAAAUAUUAUAUUAUGUUUGAUGAGAAUAAAAUUAAAUAGAACAUUCUCUCAAUUGGCUGAUGAUUUUGAUUUAUCUGUAAAUCAAGCAAGCAAUAUAUUUUUUAACAAACUCCCAGAAAUUAUCCCAGAAUUAGAAAUUAACAAACACCCCUUGUUAAAAAAAACAAUACAAUAUAUAUAUUAUAUGCAGGAAGGAUAAUUUAUGUCAACUUGGUGGAAAAUAGAAAGUUUUUAGACAGUUUGCCACCUACAAGACGCUCUAAUUUUAAAUAAGUAAUCCUUAGUAGGAAUUUUUGUAAGUAUUUUCACUCUUCAUUCAAAAACAACUGAACAGAUUUUAAUAAAACUUCUAUGCUGUCUUCUAUGGCUAGCGACUCAUUAUUAUUUUGAUUCUGUUUUCCACAAAUUUGCCAAAUAUGGGUUUGGGGAAUAUAUACGACAAAGAGAAGAUCUUCCACCGAGCGGAUGAUAUUGCUCGGUAGACCGACGGUCCGAAUGUUGUUGUUCGGAACUUGUAUAUAUGCGCUUUAUCUUGAAAAUGUCGUAAGCGAGAUUCAGGCAUCUGUCAAUUAUCUUGCGUUGUAUGAUGGCUACCCGCCACAUCACUCCCCUCCGAGACCGGAGGUCGUGUCAUUUUAGUUAUCGUUGUCCGUGCUGAGAUUAGCUUGCAAGUGCCAGUGCUGCUCGAAGUUUGCGGUGAGUCGAAACUGAGCUUGAAUGCUGCGUGAUUGUCGCCAGUGCUGCUCGAAGUCUGCGGUGAGUCGAGACUGAGCUUGAAUGCUGCGCGAUGAGGCAGUGUAGGUGCGUGCCGUAGGGCCAGGAAGCGCGGUGAGUCGGCUGCGAUGGUCUUGUUGAGGCUGCGAUGCUGGCUUGCUGCGGGACGACUGUCAAUGACGUGCUUUUAUCUGCGAGAAUGCGGGGAUUGUGGUAGCCAAAGUUCUUGAUGCGCUGAUGAUGAAUCAGAAGGUUGCGUGUUCACAUCACGUCGGGAUCACCAGUUAAGGGAGUUUACGACGAAAGGAAAGAUCUUCCACCGAGCGGAUGAUAUUGCUCGGUAGACCGACGGUCCGAAUGUUGUUGUUCGGAACUUGUAUAUAUGCGCUUCAUCUUGAAAAUGUCGUAAGCGAGAUUCAGGCAUCUGUCAAUUAUCUUGCGUUGUAUGAUGGCUACCCGCCACAUGGGCUUAUAUUAUAUAUGAAAAGGAAUAAAGAUUAAUGUUAUGUAGCCUUUGUACCUGUAAGUUACGAAUAAUUUUUAAAUAAAACAUAUUGAAAUUGAAAUAUUAUUUUUAUUAAGUCACAUUCACUUUGCGCACAUCAAUAUUUUGUACUCCCUAAAAGGAAAAUAGGUAUAUAGAUUUUUUUAAGAAUUUAACAUUUCGUGACGUCUACUGUGUAGCGUACCUUCAUCAUGGAAUGAAACAACACUAAGGUGAUGGAGUUCAUUGAACUCCUGCAAAAUGAAUCGACCAUAUGGGACCCUCAAAAGAAAUCCUAACAACAGAAUGGGCGUUAAUGACGCCUGCGUUCCAAUUAAACUCUUUUUCUCUUCAAUGUUCUAUUAACGAAUUAAAAACGAAGAGAAAUUCGGAAGACAUUCGUAAACAAGUGUAGGAGGAAGCGCAAACGGGUUCGCAAAUUGAAUACCGAACCCAUUUGCACAGCCGCUAUGUUUGCGAAUGAAUAUCUGACGGCCCUUCACAUGCGCGCGAACAUUCGGACAAUGUAAAAAUGUUCGCGCGCAUGUGAGUGGCCGGCAUUGGAAUAAUAAAUUUUUAGAAGAAGAUUAAUUAAUAUUUAUUGAAAUUAAUAUUAAUUUAAAUUAUCGUGCGAUAUUUGUGGUCAAAACAUAUAUGUGUAUUUUAUAAAUAAAUAUCUAUUCUCAGUAUUAAUGUUGUUUUAAUCUUUGAUUGAAAAAUUGGUUCUUAAUGAAUUUAGUUGGAGCUAAACGCUGCUUGGAGCUUAAUAUUUUCGAAUAACUUAAACACGUGACUUUAAGCAUAAACAUAUUUUUUAGGUAAAUACUUUAUUUAGCUUUGCUGGAUUUAUCCAAGAUUUCGACAUAUCAAAAUUUCAUACAGGAAACACAGAGAUAGAUAGAUAGCUGAUUAGAUACCCCCUUGAGAAUUGAGCUUCGAAGAAAAGUUUAUUCUUAUGCCGGUCACUCACAUGCGCGCAUACAUUCGUACAAUGUAAUUGUUCUGUUUGUAACUGUUACGUAAAAGUAACAAAUGUUAUUUGCCAUACUUUUUUUUUUGUUUUCUUUUGUAACAGUAUUUAUGGCCAGACUAAGUAUAUAAACAUUAUUUGUAAAAAUAAAGGCAGUCUUGAACCAUCCUCCGUGUCGUUCACUUGCUUUUUAAAAACCCUCUCGCCCCUGCCCGUUACCUAACUGGCGCAGUCGGUAACUCGUGUAAAAUUGGUACGGUUCUGAAGAAUCAUUCUGAAGCAUCGUCUCUGCAUCCUCGAGCAAAGGACCUGCAGCGGGCAGCAUACGGCAGUAGAAGCAGAGAGGUCCAGCAACUUCUUUCCACUUAUUUCCCGAGAAAAACCUCCCUUUAUCCCACAUUUCAGACACUAAUAGACCGUCUGGGUACUUGUCCUGUACAGUGGUGAAUCUUCGAUAGAAUCCUUGUACGUAAUUACAGUCACUUAUUAAUAUAGCAAGCGGCAGUAAGGCAGGCAAUGAAUCGUUAGUCGAAGAGAAGAUUGCAAUCGAAAUUGCAAACCCUACUUUAUCAAUGCUAUUGCCUACGUAUGAUGGUAAUAGAAAAACACUUAGUUUCUAUAUCGAAGGUGUAAAGAAUACACUCGAUCUUAUAGCAAGCAAAACGGAUUUUAGCAUAGCAUGCUUAAUCCGAAACAAAUGAACGGGUAAAGCCGUUGAAGCACUGCCGCAGAGCGGCGGCGCAAAAACAUGGCCUGAAAUUAAGGCUACACUUAUAAAAAGGUUCGGUGAAUUCCGAACGGAAAUACAGUUAGUCCAGGAGCUCAUGACGUCUUGUAAAAUAUUUAUUACCCCAGGAGGGUACCUCCCGCUCCGCGGGGGGAGAAUCCCUCCGUGCGGUCGAGCGAUCGGCCGGGGGGGGGGGGGGCAAACAAUGCCAAGACGUAGGGGGCGACAACACGGGUCGCGUAAGGGGACAGAGUCCCAACCGUGCUACUCGAGCGCUGCGAGAGUUUGAUCUCGCUCCGCUCGGCGCGGAGCUCCGCGAGGGGCGACGCGUCCAGUGGGAGGGAGACACCGGCGCUGUUUGCCGAUUGCGUUCGGCAGCGGACUCGGCGGAAGCGGAAGUCGGCUCGUCGGCCGGCGUCCUCCGCUCCGUCCGACUCCUCGGAGGGUGAGCCUGCCAGCGCCAAAUAUAUGGCGUUGGCGGAAGGGCCGGCGACUGCUGCGGCGUCGCCCGCCACUAAUCGUGACAAGGAAAAGUCGUCUCGCGGACUGGACGCUGCCUCCUCGGCGCAGUCCAGGGCCGCCUGCCGUGAGGCACACAAGAAGGCAACAGUUGGAGAGGUCGAGCGACUGGAGCGCUCCCUGACAGAGGUGGGUCCCCAUGACCCCCUCCGUAGAUAUGGCAUCAACCAAAAGAUUGUAUCUACGGUGGCGACGAAGUCGAGUGCAGGCCUAAAGGGCGACUACGUGCGGGCCCUAAAAUCGGCCGCCUCCUCCAUGGAGGAAGUAAUGGUGGAGGUGUUGGAGCCCACCAAGGAUAGGGAGACGGAAGGUCUGCGCAAAUCGGUGGACCUGCUGCACGCCCGACUGGCCCAAAUCAGCGCGGAGAACGGGCAGAUGAAGGUGGACUUGGCCGAGUUGCGCACACUGGUCAACGACCUAGUCGAGAAGCAGUGCAACUCGGUCCCUGUACCUACUCCGCUCGAGACCGAAGAGACCAAUGAGAUCGAGGAGUUAAGGCGGCAGCUUCUGAUACAGGAGGCAAGAAGCUCCAAGGUGGAGCGUGCAAGCCCGACCCUCGCUCACGAGGCGAAAGAUGGUGCCCCUGUGCCGGCACCUCGAAAGACCAAGGGAGCGGCUACUGUUAAGACAUACGCGGGACCGAAGAAAGCUGCGACACCCGCGACAUGGUCAGCCACUUCUGCCGCUGUUCCGGCCGGGGCUCGUACAACCGGAGCCUCUAUGUCUGCAGCUGCGGGAGCAACAAGAUCCGCCCCCCAAAAGAAACCGGCGUCUACUCCUACCCCGUCCCAGCCUGCGAAGGUGGGGCCUGGCAGGAGCCGAGAAACAAUGACGCCAAAUCGGCCCAUGUAGGUUGUAGUGUUGACCGCGGUAACCCCCCUACCUCAUCCCCCCUACCUCAUCCGGGUUCUGGCCUCAGAGGGGAUCUGACGUCGGCUGUAAGUGUGCAGGGGAGUCGUUUAGUAGGUAGGCCCUAAAAUUCCUUGGGCCCGCGGUCUGUUCGCAACACCAUGCAGAUCGUUGAGUCUCAUAUACCACGCGCGCUCCUUAUGCGCGGGGACCUCGUAGGAGGUUCGGCCCCCGGCCCGAAAAAAAAUGUCACACUCUAACCAAUAAAGGAAUUAAGCCAAACGAAGAUAAAAUAGAGGCAGUAAGGAAAUUCCCCUUACCCAAAAAAUACCCUAUAAUGGAAAUUCCCCUUAAUAAAAAAAAAAUGUGUGCGUGUACUAGUGUACACACGUAAGAAGUGAAACUUGUUUAUGGCCUUAUUUUUCGAAAAAUGAUCUACAUGCAACUUUCUAGAAAUUGGUUAAAUAAAGUUAAAUUAGAUAAAGUUUAAACAAAAGGAUUUUAUUAUCAUAGACAUGAAUACAAAUAAUACAAUUAUUUCACUUUACCUUUUUGCUACUAAGAUUAUUACAGCAUUUUAAUAAUACAUCUCUUUGAUAUCAUAAUACCCUGGUACUUUUCUUCCUAUAAAUUAAUAAUAAUAGCACGGUCCACGUGGUGUUAAAUGGGGUUCCUGAGGUUCGUGAAGUUUGACCCACCUUGAGACAUGAGGUCGAUUUCUCAAAUCCGAAACCAUGCUUCAGAACAUACCGCCGUUAAUUAUUAAUAAAUCUCUUUGCUAUCAUAAUACCCUGGUACUUUUCUUCCUAUUAUUUUACGUAAUAACAGUAAUAAAUAGCACGGUCCACGUGAUAUUAUUAAGUGGGCUCCCUGAGAUUAUUGGAAUUACAAAAUGAUUUCCGUAAUCCACCUGGAGACAUGAGGUCAAUUUCUCAAAUCGGAAUCCAUACUUCAGAACAUACAGCCGUUAAUUAAUAAAGAAGGCUGUACGUCAGAGUAAAGUUAUAAUAAUACAUCUCUUUGAUAUCAUAAUACCCUGGUACUUUUCUUCCUAUUAUUUUACGUAAUAACAAUAAUAGCACGGUCCACGUGAUAUUAAGUGGGUUACCUGGGAUUAUUGCAAUUACAAAAUGUAUUCCGUGACCCACCUUGAGACAUGAGGUCGGUUUCUCAAAUGCGCAUCCAUACUUCAGAACAUACAGCCGUUAAUUAAAAGAUGGCGCGUAACGGAAAAAUGUGACGCGUAACCGAAAAAUGUGACGGUAAAUUUUUUUCCAACGCCGAUAAGGAAGUUUCACUUCAAAAAUUACGCUCAAAGUAUAGAAAAGAGUGGGAAUCACUAGACGAAUUCCAAACCAGCUAGGUUUGGAAUUCGUCUAAACCUUUAACUGGAAAUGACACGAAAGCGUUUUGUUCAUUUUGUAAAACAGAAUUAUUAGCAAAAUUAGUAGACUUGAGAAGACAUGCUGAAACAAAAAAAAACACAAAUAAACAUUUAAAUCAUAUCCGGUAAUUAAACGAUAAAAUUUACGCCUGGAGAAAAGGUUUCAAACCAAAAGUCUCGAAAAGCUGAAGGAAUGCUAGCUCUCUACAUUACAGAACAUAGUUCAGUAUCGUGUAUUGAUCAUCUAACAGAUUUAGUAAAAUCGGCUUUGCCUGAUUCCAAAGCAACGGAUGACUGCAUCGUACUGGAAAAUGCAUCGUACUAAGUGCACUGAAGGUAUUAAAAUUUACUUAGCGCUGCACAUUUUGUUCAAGAAUUAAGAAAAUAUAUAGGACAGCAGAAAUACAGUCUCAUCGUUGACGAAUCAACUGACUUCAAUACGAGCAAGCAACUUGGUAUUGUCAUCAGGUAUAUCAGGUAAAAAUCAGUAUCAAGAAAUUUACGAAACUAUAAAUUGGUGUGAAGCACCGUUGAAGAUUUUGCAGGUAUAUGAAACACGCUGGUUAUCCAUUGAACCAGCAAUUCAAAGAAUUCUGGCACAAUGGAAAGAACUGUCUGGAACUGUGUGGAAAGUCCCCUCGUCUGUUGAGCGUCCGGAUUCCGGUUGCAACACGAUUUGUGCCGAACUGUUGAGCCGCCGGAUUGCGGUUGCGAAUAGUCCGAAAUUUGGACUCUUAAUGUUUUAUUCUUUCUGACACAUUUAAAACUACCUAAUGAAUGGAUCUUCUCUCUCACACAUAAUUUUCGACAAAAUAACUGACCGCGGCUGUGUGAAUCAGUGUAAAAUUCGAGCUUCGAGCGGUCGGACGUGUUACUAAAUUUCGGUUAUAUUUAACGGUUUUGUGAAUUUUUUCGUUGGAGAAAAAUGGAAUCGUAAGUAUUAAUUCAUUAUAUUUUAUUAACAUGGAGUAAAUGUUAUUUGCAUUUUAUGACAAAAACCGUUUUUGGAGCCACGGUACGUGAAGGUCACGCCAUUUUUUGAACCUAACGGUCGUUUUUAGAGGGUCUUAGUGGGAAACACAUUACUGCUUCACGGCAGAAACAGGAGGGGCGGUAGUACCUACCCGUGCGGACUCACAAGAGGUCCUACCACCAGUAAUACUUUUUUAUUUCCAGUCAACGUGAGGCAGCCCGUGGCCGAGGUAGAGGUGGCCGUGGUGGCGGUCGACGUGUCCGAACGCGUGGUGGUAGUCGCCACCAAGCCCGGUCUUUGGCCUCUGAAUCACUUCAAUCAAUGGCUAUUGAAGAGUUGCCACCCGGCCAACCACAGGAGAACCCACGGCACCCUAAGAGGGUAAGGGUGCUCCCUUCUAAGGUCACGAAACACCCAGGAUCGGAAUUGUGGAGACCGGGCCUCCCGACUUCGGACCUGGAUGUUUCGGUGCCAUCACCUGCCCUAUACUUAGAAUGUGGGCCUGGGAGUAGCCGGGCCAGCACCCGGUUACGGAGCGGCCCGGCACUAGCGGGUCAGCAUCCCGGUCACGGAGCGGCCCGGCACUAGCGGGGCCAGCACCCAGGCCACCGAGCGGCCUGUUAUCCCUUCAUCCUCUCGACCUCCUCGUCCUCUUCGCGAAGACGAAAUUAUGGCUCUGCUGAAUUACGGCAGCGAAGAGGAUUCUGAGGGAGAGGACGAAGAAAUUCUGCAGCCGUCGCUGGUUCCCGGUCGACCAGGAUGUGGCUGGACGAAGAGGAUGAGGAAGUUGUACAAGAAAGCGGAGAGGCUUAGUAUUAAUUUGGAGUGGCCUCAACCUCUUCGUCCAUCCACGUCUGCUCCAAUAGCCGUCUCACCGACGUCCACAUUAGAACCUACGGAUAAAUUUAAGUUCGAAUGGAGAAAUAUCUCGAUGCCUCAAAUAGAUCCUCAUUUAAGGCGAGAAUUUUUCUCCGAAAUUAGUGGUCCAUCGGUUUCUUUCGCGACUCCGUAAGACGCAUUUAUUGCCAUAUGGGGUCGUGAAAUUAUGCAAGUGAUAGUCACGGAAACCAUCAUUUACGCAGAGCAGCUGGCAACGGUCCGCGUUUUCGAAAAUUAACAAGGAUGAUAAAGAAUCACCGAGAAGGACGCGACAUCUUUUAUUUAUCAACGAAUUCACGGUUAAUAACAUAUUAGCGGAAAAGAUAAUAUUGUAGCCGACACAUUAUCCCGCAUAGAAACAAUUAUGUGCCCGACGGUACUCGACUUCGAUGCACUUGCUGACGCGCAAGUAAAAGACGAGUACUUGUCGAGAAUGACACAAUGUUCUGAUAGCAAAAUAUCAAGUUAAAACAAGUACUGUUACCAACGUGUAAUAAUCAUAUUUAUUGCGAGACAUCAACAGAUGUAAUGCGACCAUAUUUGUCUAAAGAUUUCAGAAAAAUCGCUUUUAACAGUUUCCAUGGGUUAAGCCAUCCCGGGAUACGUGCAACGCGUAAGAUGGUUUCCAAAAAACUUUUUUGGCCUGGUAUGAAUACAGAUAUAGGUCCUUGGGCUAAGGCAUGUAUACAAUGUCAGAGAUCGAAGGCCAAUCGGCACGUCAUUUCAGAGUUAGGAAAAUUUCCUGAGGUCUCAGGUUUUGAACAUAUCCAGAUGCAGAUAUCGUUGGUCCAUUGCCAGCAUCUACGCAGGGAUAUAGGUAUUUAGUUACGACUAUAGAUAGAAGCACGCGUUGGCCGGAAGCUUUCCCCGUUAAAGAGAUAACUGCAGAUGUUGUUGCUAAGUGCAUAUAUGACGGAUGGAUUGUAAGAUAUGGUUGCCCCGUACGCAUUAAUACCGAUCAAGGAAGACAAUUUGAGUCUACUCUGUUUUCAAAAUUAAUGAAAUUUAUAGGCGUUCACAGGAUUCGUACCACGCCAUACCACCCUCAGAGUAACGGUGCCAUUGAGAGAUGGCAUAGGUCAUUGAAGGCAGCCCUCAUGACCCGAUUGCACGAUAGUCCUACUUGGGUAGAAUAAUUACCUACCAUAUUAUUAGGACUGCGCGCCGCGGUACGAACUGAUAGUGAGGUGCCACAGAAUUAACUUUCGGUAAAACUUUACGUUUACCCGGUGAAUUCUAUGAUAGUACAAAAGAACCAGACUCAAACGAUAUAGUUUAUCACAAAAGAUCCGAUAAGUAAUUUCAAAAUAUCGUCCUACUAGAGAUAGGUUAAGUGCUAAGAAAAUUUUUGUUUACUCAGAUUUACAAAACUGUAAUUUCGUGUUCGUAAGAGACGACACGCCUCAUAAGUCUCUGAAGCCGCCCUAUGAUGGUCCAUAUAGUUUUGGAGAGAGGUCCAAAAGUAUACAAAAUUCGUUUGCCAGAACCCGAAGCUUCUAUUUUGAUAGAUAGAUUGAAACCAGAUUUCUUAAUAAACAAUUACGAGUCGCCUUUUAAUAACCAGAAUUUGCAAGAUACCGAAGAUAGGCAUAUCUCUAAGUUACUGGAAUCGGCACAACAAACGUCGAAUCAGCAGCACGUUACUAGGAGCGGUCGCGUAAUACAACACGUGCGAUUCCAGCUAUAGCUAAGUCGCACGCUGAUUACGUAAUUUAAAUAGAGUCUCGUGUGAAUAUUACAUGACGAAUAUAAUCUACGAAAUAUUUUUCAAUACAUA